AUGUCGCAGUUCACAAGGAAACGGCCGGCAGAGGACAGCCCGCACUCUCCUUGCAUUAGAAAGCGCAUCAGGGGACCUGUAGAUGGGGAUGUUACAGGAUCAUCCAUGGAUGAAGAAGACUCUUACAUUCACGCGGUGCGCGACACAAGCCCUGAGUCAGGCGCCACCGAGCUAGCGCUAGAGCUACAGACGACCAUAGUCAGGAUGCAGGCACAACUCGAAGCAUUACACGACGAUAUGUAUUGCGAUGAGGCUGCUCGUAAGCGGGAGAUGCGUGAGCACGAGCUGCAGAUCAAAGAGCACACCGACCAUAUUGCAGCCCUGGAAUCGAAAGUGCGGUCCCAGCAGGAUCUGCUGCGCCGGCAGUCCAUGGACCUGGAAUGUCUUCAGGGAAAAACGGAGAGCCAGGCAAAGCGAAUUGAUGAGCUCAUGCGCGCGGAACUGAUCAAGGAGAUGUUGGAUGAGCAGUGCUUGAAGUUGAUGAAGGAUGCAAUCGAGAUUCUGGAGACCUGA
This is a messenger RNA of Suillus paluster, 513 nucleotides long. RefSeq lists its product as uncharacterized. The transcript has 2 exons. Bases 1 to 513 code for a protein of 170 amino acids. The record is from RefSeq and is a predicted model, not a curated record. NCBI's taxonomy places the organism in Eukaryota, Fungi, Basidiomycota, Agaricomycetes, Boletales, Suillaceae.